This is a messenger RNA of Capra hircus (goat), 4895 nucleotides long. It is a transcript of the gene C1D, whose product is annotated as C1D nuclear receptor corepressor. Gene Ontology annotation, biological process: maturation of 5.8S rRNA; regulation of gene expression. Gene Ontology annotation, cellular component: nucleolus; exosome (RNase complex). The transcript has 5 exons. The coding region runs from base 87 to 548 and encodes 153 amino acids. NCBI's taxonomy places the organism in Eukaryota, Metazoa, Chordata, Mammalia, Artiodactyla, Bovidae. Gene Ontology annotation, molecular function: RNA binding; DNA binding. The record is from RefSeq and is a predicted model, not a curated record.
GGGAUUUUACUCUAAAUAUGAAGGAGAGUUACAAGUGACACUAGCGUGGACUGUCUGCUAAAGAAUAUUUUUGGAGAGAUCAUUGUAUGGACGUUUCACCAUUAUUUUCUAAGUUGAUCAUAAUGGCAGGUGAAGGAAUUAAUGAAGACUAUCCAGUAGAAAUUCAUGAAUAUUUAUCAACAUUUGAGAAUUCCAUUGGUGCUGUGGAUGAAAUGCUGAAGACCAUGAUGUCUGUUUCUAGAAAUGAGUUGUUGCAGAAGUUGGACCCACUUGAACAGGCAAAAGUGGAUUUAGUUUCUGCUUACACAUUAAAUUCAAUGUUUUGGGUUUACUUGGCAACUCAGGGAGUGAAUCCCAAGGAACAUCCAGUAAAGCAGGAACUGGAGAGAAUCAGAGUAUACAUGAACAGAGUCAAGGAAAUAACAGACAAGAAAAAGGCUGGCAAGCUGGACAGGGGUGCAGCUUCAAGAUUUGUAAAAAAUGCCCUCUGGGAACCAAAACCUAAAAAUGCACCCAAAGUUGCCAAUAAAGGAAAAAGUAAAAAUUAACCUUUCAGUUUUGAUGUAUACAUAUUUCAAAAGUACAUAAUUUUUAUUGUUUUCCACAAAACGGAUGAUGAUUAUGUGGCACUGUAAGGUUUAAAUGUAUUCCUUAUUGAAAUCAUGUAUAAAACUUGCAUUUGAAAUUUGUAAUGCUAAAAAACUUUUUCCUCCAGAAAGAUUGUUAUCUUUAUUGGUUUUCCUAUAGAACACUAUGAGGUUUUUAACAUUGUAGUGUGUAUAUAGAUAUACAUAUAUGUAUAUAUAUAUAAAAAUAUUUUAUUUUGUGUGGGAGUGUAGCUGAUUAAUAAUGUGAUAGUUUCAGGUGAACAGUGAAAGGACUCAGCCCUACAUACACAUGUAUCGAUUCUCCUCCAAACUCCUCUCCCAUCCAGGCUGCCAUGUAACACUGAACGGAGUUCCAUUUGCUAUACAGUUGGCUAUGCAUUUUACAUUUAUGCAUACAUUUACAGCAGUGUGUACAUGUAAUCCCAAGCAACAUUGUAGUAUAUUUUAUAUUUAUACUUUACUGUCUCUUGACCAGACUCUUAUUUGCUUAGGUCAGUCUUUCAAGUACCAUUUUAUAAGCAACUAUGAAGUUUAAGUUAAAUGUUCCUUGUAAACAUUCGUCUAUUUUAAUGAAUAAUGAUUUUAUGAAGUAUGCCGAAGUUAUAAAUACAUCUGUUCUCACUAUAUAGUAUUAAGAAAGAGUGAAAUGACUUAAAUGUCCAUUUUUUUCUGUGUAGUUAUUAUGCUUUCAUUAUUUUGGGAAUUAACUGCUUUUUGUGAUAUUUGAAGUAUGAAAUUAAGACUUUAAGGUUAUUCUUUAAUUCUUGGCACUUUGCCACUAUGUCCCAUUUAAAGUAAAAUACAUUCUCAUUAACUUUAGAUGGGAAAUGAGGUUGUAUAUUGAUGGCUGAAUUUUGGCAUAAUAGCUCUACCCUAUCAAAGCUGUUAAUGCAUGGCUGACCUGUUUUUUAUUUUUCUCUUUUGAGUAAAUUUUUUCUUGAAAUUAGGAAGGUAGGUUUUAGAAGUCCUUAGAAAUGGAGGAAUUCAUGAGUUUUUGACCCUUGUGCAUAGUUUCCUUAGUUCUCUUGGCUUCAGUUUUUUCAGAUUUUUUGAUAUUUAUGAAACUAUAACAAAUUAUAUACAAGUAUUUGGGAACAACUUUGUAUGUUACAUAAUGCCACUUAAUCAGAGGAGAAAUCUGAAGGAGAGUACAUUGUAUUUAUAUUCUGAUUUAUUUUUCUGUAAUAUUUGUUACUGAGAAUUCUAAAUAUUAAAACUUUUUAAAUAUCUAAGCCCAUGAAUUUUAAUUAUAUACCCUUAAUGCUUUCAGUCUUUGAAUUCAUAUCAUUAUGUAUAGGAAUGGGAAAUACAGUAAAGUACUUGUACUUUAAUUUUUGAAAAAGAAGUUGUUAAAAUUUUCUGUGUGAUUAAUUCUCCAUAAGUAACCUUGAAUAAAUGGAUUUCUUGAUUUAUGAUAGCAGAUAUUGGAAAUGGUCUUAAAAUAUAAUGGAUUUUGUAAAGCAUGUUGAACUCUUUCUGUGACACAUGAAGAGGAAAUCACUGAUAGAUGCAGAAAGUCUUCUGGCUCAGAUGUCAGGCAAUUUUUGAAGUAGAAGAACAUUUAUAGUUAUUUCACUCCUUGUUUUACCUUUAUCUCUUCUAAAUUCCAGUUUUUUUGUUUAAAGUGACUUCAAGAGAGAAAUAAAUGUUAUUAAGAUCAAGUGUAGUGGCUUUGUUGUUUAUUGCAAAGAAGGUUGUAACUUACAUUUCAGUAUGUUUUCUCAUUUCAUCAAGGAAAAAAGGUUAAAUGAAAAAUGUCAUAGAGUUGCAGAAAAUCAUUGGCCAAGUUAUUGGGUUGUGAAAGUCCAGCUCUUCAUUCUCUUACUCUUUCUAACUACUUCAUUUUGAAGUGUAGUCUAUUAACAGUAUUGUGAUAGUUUCAGGUCUGCUUUUUAUUCUCUUAAACUGGAGAUUCUUUAGUGAAUAAUUCUUUUAAGUGUUUGUCAGAAGUAAAAAAAAAAAAAGCAGUUUGAUUGUAUUCCAUUUUAUUAGGUGUAAUUUAAAAUACUGUUGGUUAGCACAUAGUAAAGAGCUGAAUGAUAGUAAGUGCAUUGGGUUGCUUAUAUUCUACUUAUUCAUUUCACAAAUAUUAUACCUAAUGACAUUUGCAUUGCUAAAUACCAUGUUAGGUUCCAGAUAAGACAACUAUAGCCUUUAUUCUAAGAAAGUAUUACAAAAAAACUAAAUCUUUCAUUAAAUUCAGUUUUUCAGAGUUAGUGGAAAAUUUAUGAGAAGUUGUGCUCAUUAAACUAGUCAGAAUCAUAAAGGAUGAUGGGUUGAUCUAUUUGACCAUGAAACAGUUAUUGUUAACAUAGUUUGUUCCAAAUGACAGUUUGCUCUAAGUUUAGAUGUUAAUUACAUCUUAUAUUAAUCUCUUUGGGAAUUAACAAGUUGGAGAGGUUAUAGCUAUAGAUAUUUUUUAGAUUAGAAUUAUGGACUAUUAAUCUAAUACUAAAUAAUGAGAUUUGGUCUUUUAAUAUUUUAAGUACAGUUUUCUUCUUGUUCAUGAUUGCAAGAUGGGAAGUCAUUUUCGUAAAGUAGAAUAUGUUAAGAGGAAUAUUGAAGCUUGAAUUAUGGUUUACAUUCCUGGAAUUUAAGGUUAUGUCAACUUGAUUGGUUUUUAAGAUACCCUGCAGAUUAAAAAAUUGUUCUACUUGGCAAUUAGAAAUGGAUUAGUGCUAUUUCUAAAUAAAACUUAAAAAAAUUGACUAGAAGUGUAGGAAGUACUUAAAAAUGGACAGUAUAUUGAAUAUAGAUGCUUUUUCUCAGAUAUAGGUUAUUGGAUAAAAAUCUGUUUUAGGAAGCAGUUUAUGAUAUAGUUAGACCAUACUUUUGCACGUUUAAAUUAUCAGAAAUUCUGGCUUUAGUGAGUGAGUGACAUUAACUGAGAAAGGUUUGAAUAGUGAUUCUGAGCUAAGUUUGGUAGAUAAAGUGGAGAAAAAGAGGCACUGGCAUCUCAUUUUCUGACUUCAUAGCAUAGUUGGUUAAACUUGCUCUGAUAAAGUCAAAGGUUCUUUAAACUGAAUAGUAACGUAUUUUAUAUAAAUGUGAUCUGAAUGUACUUAACUAACAUUUCCUUUUCCCUAUAUCCUGCUCUAAAAUGCAUCAGUUUUGGAAAUACAGACCAUAGUUUGUUGAUUUUUGUAUAUUGGCAUUUUAUAGUUGUCAUUAACAAUUAUGUUGGGGGCAGAGUAUACAGGUUUUAUUAUAUUCUGUUGAUUUGUUCUAUUUGAUUAAUUUGCAAUUAUGUUGCUUGUGAGUAGGAUUUCAAGAAAAUGCUUUGAAUGAUUUUGGUUUGUAGAUUCAUUUUCCUUUCAGAGAGCAGCCACCCUCUGACUUGACUUUUCAAGUGUUUAUUUUAUGGUAUAAUUUCAGUAUAACUAGAAAGAUUAGUUAAAGCUGUCCAGGAAAGGGAGUAGCUAUAGUGAUAUCUAUUGGCAACUGAGGCUUAAUCUUAACUCUGUUAACCUCCUACCGCGCCCCCCUUAGGCCAGAAAGCAAAACCAGCCUAGCUCUUUAUUACUCAUCUGUUACAAAAGGUUGAGAAAAGAUGCCAGUCCUCCCCCUAACCCUCCCACUCCUGAUAAACCUUGAAGUCUGGCAAAUGUGUCAUGGCAGAAUAAUUGCAGGCAAGAUGUCAGUUUUGUAAAGUGAUGUAUUUCAGAUAGUACACAAAAUUUGAUGGCAGGAAAAAUAAGCUUUCAUAAAUGAAACAUUUAAGAGACUCUUUUUAUUAUUUGCUUUCAGUUUAGUGUUGCCUUUAAGGUGUGCCAUUUCAGUUUGGCAGCUACAAUAAAUGACUGAAGGAAAUUGACGAUGAUAAUUCAGCAUUUCAAGAUGCUCCUGCUGAAGUGAAUGUAGACCUAUCCAGGGCUUGAAUUUAAAGUUUAUAGUAAUACAAUAUUUUAAAGCCAAGUACCCAGGAAAUUCAUGGUGAUAGGAUUUGAAUGAGAUGAUUAGGAGAAAUGGAAAAGAAUCCCUUCACUUCCUUGUUAGGUGGAUAUUAGCUAUUGAGAGGCUGUGUUGAAAAAUGUUAUUGUAAAAAGGAUAGAGGCUUUUUAUAUGCAAUUUACUAUGGAAUGUUAUUCAUCGUGGACCUUGUCCAAAAAUGUUUGGUUAUUAAAAUAACAAAAGAAUGAUUAUAAUAAGGAAUCACUUCUGAUUUCAUGCUAUAGAAUUUUGUUGCCUGUAGACCAUGUUGUGCUGUAUUUGGCUGGUACUGUUUCAUUUAGUGACUGUUGAUUUCUCUAUUAACACAUUCCUUAUUUAAAUUGAAAUUAUUUACCA